AUGUUGAUAUAUUUGGUAACAUAUGAUGUUGUACAACAAAAAGAAUUAAUUCAAACAAAAUUUCAUCGUAAUGAUGAAGCAAUUCUUGCAUUAGCAAAAGAUCUUGUUGAACAAUUUAAUUCAUCAACAUCAAAUAAUAUUGAACAUUCAACAUCUUAUAAAAAGAAUCCAUCUGGAACUAGUAGUGAAUCACAUUUAAUGCAUGUAAAACUUUGA
Rotaria sordida is the source of this 216-nucleotide messenger RNA. Lineage: Eukaryota; Metazoa; Rotifera; Eurotatoria; Philodinida; Philodinidae. The record is from the annotation of a GenBank genome assembly.